AUGAGGCCUAGGCACAGGGGUUUGCCAAACAAGUGGCUAUUUUCGAUUAUUUGGCGUGUGGGCAGGACAUGCCCAAACUCACAGCCUAGGUUGCCAAGGCUAACAGUGGCCUUGAUCAUGUUACCACUAAUGACUGGCUUGCCUAGGGGUCGCGCAUCUUGCUGUAGCAUAUAG
Messenger RNA from Heterobasidion irregulare TC 32-1, 174 nucleotides. RefSeq lists its product as uncharacterized. The transcript has 2 exons. Bases 1 to 174 code for a protein of 57 amino acids. The record is from RefSeq and is a predicted model, not a curated record. NCBI's taxonomy places the organism in Eukaryota, Fungi, Basidiomycota, Agaricomycetes, Russulales, Bondarzewiaceae.